CCAGACGUUUCUAUACUUGUGGGUAGGGCCAACUGUACAUGCUGGCCUCUCCAUAUAUCUCAACUUCUUGAGGCUACUUUCCAAAGCCGGCCCACCGUGGCUAGUGAAACAAUUCAGAAUUUUUCGAACCGAAAGGACAGAUCUCAUACUUUCGACCUUCAGACUUUUCAAUACGGUACCCUGCCGUCGACACCCACUUUUAUUGUUCUGAUCCAUCUGGCAUCAUGAAUUUGACGGAAUGUGAUGAAAGGGGGGCAGACUGUAAGGAUAGACGGGCCUCGGAUGCGUCAAAAUCUUCUCUUGGAGCAGUAUCAAUGGACGAUGAAAAUCCGUUAAUGACUCUUGUAGAUGCUGCCGCUUCAAUACUAGGAACCAAAGUAGCCCGACGAGAAGUAUCUGUUCCAGGCUCUCCUUUGGGGCCGCAAAUUAAUGUUUGUAGUGAUGCAAAGGCAAGCGGUUUAACUGUAAAAGAAAGCCCCAACGUCAUUCCCGGAACAAAGGAGGAUUUGUUUGGCAGUUCGUCAAUAAAGCUGACAUUCGCAGAACAGCUCUUUGAUAUUUUGCAGAACGAAGAAAACCAUGAUGUUCUCCAAUGGAUGCCUGAUGGAUGCUCUUUUAUAAUCGUGAACCAUAAGAAGUUUAUUCUCGACAAAAUGCCUAAGUUGUUCAACAUUCGCAACAUGUCAUCGUUUGUGAGAAAAUUGGGACGGUGGGGGUUCAGCCGCGUUCAUGAGAAAGCGACGAGAAAUUCCGAUAUUUUUAGACACCCCUUUUUUGUCAGGGAAAUGCGCGAGGAGUGUCGGAAGAAGGUUAAAUGUAUCGGCCGGAUUCCGUCCUCUUCAAAUUCAAAGCCUUCGGUUGGUCAGGUGAACGGUGUUCCCUACAAGCAACAUUUAUAUUCUGUUCUACACGAUAGGCAUUUAGAUGAUGUCUGCCCACGGUAUGGAGACAGAUCCGAUGUGCCUCGUUCCACGUCUCAACCUAUGUCGAAUCUAAGCGAAGGGUCACGUUCGUCCUUGUACCGUGACGAUCUGUUGCCAUCACAAGGAGUCCAUCUUACCCAAAGUUCCCCAAAUAGAGUGACUUUUCUUGACGAGCAUCUGCAUCGUGUACUUCCAGAGCUACCCUUUUCCAACAAAUCUUUGUUGCCUUCCGGAUUACCGGCAAACCUUCCUUUGUUCAACAAAUCCAAGAACUCUGAUCUUCAGUACCGAGGCAAGGAAGGUGUGUUCGUAAAGGCAUCAGCUACCUCUGAGACCUCUGCAGCGGCCCUGUUCUCACAGUAUGAGAAACAGCUUCAAGAACACCAAAUCAAACGAUCCUCCUUAGCGAGCCAGCUCUCGCAGCAAUCAGCUUACGAAGAAGCGAGGUGGUUGUCUGAGCUUGAUCAUCAGCUUGCUGAACAGCAAGUUGCUCUAGAGCAGCGGAGAGUGGCUUUGGAACAACAAAGAAUAAUAAAGCAACGGCAGGUCCUAAUGGAGCAAAGACAAGCAAUGGAAAAGCGCUUUGGUGGCCAGGUUUUCGAUCCGAGAUACUCUCAAGCCACGAAAGGUACAGGGUCACUACAGGAGGAGUCUAGAGGGAACGACAACCUGACAUCAUCAAUAGCUGACAAUCUUCAACGUGGCAGAGAUGGGGUUUGUUUUACACCGAACAUGAGUAGAAAGGAAGCCAUCCGCGCUCUUCUUUGGGAAGAGCGCGAACUAGGGUUCACUGGAGGUCGAAGAUGAAAGGCCUUUAGUCAGACCCGAAUUCAUAGAGUUUGUUUAUACUUGAAUGUAAUACAGCUACCAGUAAAAGGUAAUUUAACUAAGAGGGGCGC
Molecule: messenger RNA, 1822 nt
Organism: Phaeodactylum tricornutum CCAP 1055/1
Lineage: Eukaryota; Bacillariophyta; Bacillariophyceae; Surirellales; Neidiaceae
Exons: 1
Coding region: 225-1730 (501 amino acids)
Biological process (GO): regulation of DNA-templated transcription
Molecular function (GO): sequence-specific DNA binding; DNA-binding transcription factor activity
Source: RefSeq, a predicted model, not a curated record